This is a messenger RNA of Oryza brachyantha (malo sina), 930 nucleotides long. RefSeq lists its product as uncharacterized. The transcript has 2 exons. The coding region runs from base 40 to 870 and encodes 276 amino acids. The record is from RefSeq and is a predicted model, not a curated record. Lineage: Eukaryota; Viridiplantae; Streptophyta; Magnoliopsida; Poales; Poaceae.
CAAAAUAUCUGUCGAUCGACACAACACAGCAGUUAACUGAUGAAGGGCGUGGAAGACGACGGGCGCGGCAGAUCAGUGCCGUGCCUUGUCGCGGUGCGCUGCGUGGUGGCCACCGCGGUGAGCGUGGUGGCGUUCGUGAUGGUGGUCAUGGUGAUCAUCACGGUGCGGCGGCCGGAGGAGAUCCAGGUCGUCGUCGACCGUGGCUACGUCGCCGUGCAUGGUAUGGAGACGGCGGUGGUUGGAAACAUGACGGCGUCGGUGGCGAUGGCGCCGGCGCCCGCCGGCGGUCACCGCAGGUUGCUGUCGACCGCGGCUGCAAGAAAACUAUCAGAAGUGCAUGGUUCGGACACGCAGACGGUGGGUGGAGGCGAGGACGAGGACACCGAGGAGUACUACCCCACGUUCCGGAUCGUCCUCAAGGUCAGCAGCCCCACCGGGCGCGGCGACGACGUGAUCGACUGCAACACCACCAUCGGCCUGGUCGACGUCCUGGCGCCGCCGUCGGCGCCGGCGGGGAGCACGGACGCCGCCAUCGUGCUGUUCGGCGCCGUCAGGUUUUCGCUCGACAAGGAGUCGUCGCACACGUUGCUAGCGACGGCGACGAUCGGCCACGACGAGGCGCAGCGGCGGUACGUGACGGAGCGGUACCGGAACAGCUUCGUCUUCCAGGUGGCCGUCAAGGUGCAGAUGAUCGCUACUAGGCAUUCCUCUUCCACCACCUACACCUUCAAUUGCUGGCCCGUCACCGUCGGCGAUGGCUACGCCGCCGAACUCGUCGACGACGACGAUGUCCUCUGCACCAAGACCACCAGUCAUGAUAAGUGGAUUCCCAAGCUCCUCCACUUCCCGGCGCCCCCGCCGACCAGCUAGCGCACCUCAUUACCUCGAUCUGGAGUUUGGGGUUGCUGCCGCCCCUUGCCACCAUGCCGA